Melospiza melodia melodia is the source of this 3514-nucleotide messenger RNA. It is a transcript of the gene HNF4A, whose product is annotated as hepatocyte nuclear factor 4 alpha. NCBI's taxonomy places the organism in Eukaryota, Metazoa, Chordata, Aves, Passeriformes, Passerellidae. Gene Ontology annotation, molecular function: RNA polymerase II cis-regulatory region sequence-specific DNA binding; nuclear receptor activity; zinc ion binding. The transcript is spliced from 10 exons. Gene Ontology annotation, biological process: positive regulation of transcription by RNA polymerase II; anatomical structure development; cell differentiation. The record is from RefSeq and is a predicted model, not a curated record. The coding region runs from base 119 to 1516 and encodes 465 amino acids.
GAAAUAUCUGAAUUAAAAGACAACAGGUAGGGGACGCAGUGAAGGCAGAGGGAGGCAGGAGGGCCAAUAGCCUGGGCCAAGGGAAUCGGUACAAUCUGGCCCGUGUUUGCCCAGGAUAAUGCGCCUUUCCAAAGCCCUCAUAGACAUGGAGAUGGCAGAUUACAGCGCAGCGCUAGACCCGGCGUACACCACCCUGGAGUUUGAGAACAUGCAGGUGCUGGCGAUGGGCAAUGCAGACACAUCUCCAUCAGAAGCAGCCAGCCUCAGCAGCUCCAGCAGCCUUGGGGUGAGCACGCUGUGUGCCAUCUGCGGGGACCGCGCCACCGGCAAGCACUACGGCGCCUCCAGCUGCGAUGGCUGCAAAGGCUUCUUCAGGAGGAGCGUCAGGAAGAACCACAUGUACUCCUGCAGGUUUAACAGGCAGUGUGUGGUAGACAAAGACAAGAGGAACCAGUGCCGGUACUGCAGGCUGAAGAAGUGCUUCCGAGCAGGGAUGAAGAAGGAAGCUGUACAGAAUGAACGGGACCGAAUCAGCACCCGCAGAUCAAGUUACGAGGACAGCAGCCUGCCCUCCAUCAAUGCCCUCCUGCAUGCAGAAGCCCUGGCACAGCAGAUAUCAUCCCCUGUUCCUGUGCUCAACGGAGACAUCCGAGGGAAGAAGAUUGCCAAUAUUUCUGACGUGUGUGAGUCCAUGAAGCAGCAGCUGCUGGUGCUGGUGGAGUGGGCCAAGUACAUCCCCCCCUUCUGUGAGCUGCCCCUGGAUGACCAGGUAGCACUGCUACGUGCACACGCAGGGGAGCAUCUGUUACUGGGAGUUGCCAAGAGGUCCAUGGUGUUCAAGGAUGUCUUGCUGCUAGGCAAUGAUCACAUCAUCCCACGGAACUGCCCCGAGCUGGUGGAGGUGAACCGUGUGGCCAUCCGCAUCCUGGACGAGCUGGUGCUGCCCUUCCAGGAGCUGCAGAUAGAUGACAAUGAAUAUGCCUGCCUGAAAGCCAUCAUCUUCUUUGACCCAGAUGCCAAGGGGCUGAGUGACCCGUCCAAGAUCAAGAGGAUGCGGUACCAGGUGCAGGUGAGCCUGGAGGAUUACAUCAAUGACCGGCAGUACGACUCGCGGGGCCGCUUCGGGGAGCUGCUGCUGCUGCUGCCCGUGCUGCAGAGCAUCACCUGGCAGAUGAUCGAGCAGAUCCAGUUCGUCAAGCUCUUUGGCAUGGCCAAGAUUGACAACCUGCUGCAGGAGAUGCUGCUGGGAGGUUCAUCAAGCGAAACGCCGCACACCCACCACCACCUGCACCCUCACCUGAUCCAGGAGAACCUGGGAACAAACGUCAUUGUGGCCAACACAAUGCCUCCUCAGAUGCACAACGGGCAGAUGUCUACUCCAGAAACUCCACAGCCCUCUCCACCCGCGGGCUCAGGAUCAGAGCAGUACAAGCUGCUGCCUGGAGCCAUUGCAACCGUGGCCAAGCAGCCCACGUCCAUCCCACAGCCUGCCAUCACAAAACAGGAGGUCAUCUAGCAAACCCCACCCAGCCAGCCUCCUUCAGAGCACCGUGUGGGAGAAAAGCCCAAAUUGACUCUGCCACUGUGAAAAGAGAAGCCACCCAGAGGGCCCUGGGCACGGACACACGGACUUGCUUUUUGGACUGACCACCACCAGAAGGUGUCUUCCUGCAGCUACGGACAGCACGUGCCAUGGGCAGCCCCAGAGUCCCAGAACUAAGGCUGAAGCCUUACCAAAACCCUCAGUCCUUGUAAGGAAGGCCAGAUUCCUGCCUCCCUCUGCGGGGAGGUGGCAGUGCCUGCCUGGGGACAGGCUGUGCCCCACUGCCACCUCAGCACUGGUUCAGCCACAGCAGACCCUGUGAAUGAGAAUUCCCUGUGCCGUGGGAGUGGAGGGCUUCCCUCCCACAGCCAUGCCAGCCCCCUGACAGUCCCCAGCCCAGCCAGACUUGGUGGAGGUGGACGCUCCCCCAGGAGCAGCACAGCAGGUAAAGCACAUGGGGUUUGCCCAGGCAGCACUGCCAGAACUGCUCCUCAGCCUUGGCUAGUCCCAGGUCUUUGCAUGGUGUCACCCACCAGCACACUAAGCCCCCCAGCCAGACCUAACAAAUCUUUUCAGCUGAUGCUGGGGCAAAGUCUGGCCCACCAAGAUACUCCACUAUUUGGAUCCCUCUGCCUCUUGAGGGGUUUUGAUAUUUCUGUGCCCUGCCUGCCCUCUGACCACAAUGCUCAGAGAGGCAACCACUGCCAAUCUUCCCUUGCAGCACUCACUGCCUCCUGGCAAUCAGAGGGACCAUGGGAUUCCAGAGAUUUCAGCUAAUGGAAGGGGUUCACCCCUUUACAGGCUGGCAUCACUGCCCAAAUAUCACUGUCCCAACAACUGCUUGUCAGCAGUCAGAAUAACACUGGAUGCCUGUUUGGAAGGAAGUAGGGGACAGAUGUAGGAAGGAGAAAGACCUAUGGGGUGAGAAGAGCUUGAGCCUCACAGGUUGGACCAAGUUGUUGGGCUUUCUGAGUGCUGGGAGCAUUGUGACCCAGGAUCUCAGUACAGACUCAACUUAAUGCUAAGAUAUGCCACACAAUCCACUUCUCUAGUGCAGUGCCACUCCUUCAGCUUAGAGUGAGUGGCUGAUAAGAGAUUUAUAGUUCUUCAUAACAUGAUAAGAAUUCGUUAUGACUCCUUCAGACCUCAGAGUGUUUGAGAGCACCAACCUCAAAAAUAAAAUUCUUGGGGUCCUGCAGAGAAAAGCCACAGAGGUCAAGCAAUAACCCUGUCUCACCCAAGCCCCUUGGGUCUGCCCCAGCCUUGGGUGUGCCCCCCCUGCUCUGCUCCCUCCUGCCCCUGCUCCUCUGUGCCUGCCUGUGCCAAAACCCUGCGGAUCUGACCUUUGGUUUACAGCUGAAAGCAGGAAAGGAGCCCUCCUGCUGCAGGUGCCAGCAGGGCUGGAGCUCCCAGAGCCCUGCACCACAGCACGUCUGAGUCCCUGCUGGCCUCUCAGGAGGAUGAGGAUGGUGGCCCCAUGGCUGCCAAGAGGUCUCUGGUGGGGACAAACCUGGGCCAGCUCAGCCAGAGGAGCUGCAGGUCUGUCCCUUGAUUUCCAAUGCAAAAUGAAACCCCUCGUGCUGGCGGUGUCAGAGGUGUUGCAUGGUCCCAGUGCUGGUGGCAUCGUACCAAGUAAUUUAUUGCAAUGAUGAAUCCAAUCAUUUUCUGUAAAUUAUUUUGUAAAUCACAUUGAUUAUUUAUAAUUGGGAGAUUAAAUACAAAAAAAAAACCACCCAACCCUGUAAUAACCAGGCUGUCUUUUCCAACUGCAGCAACCUUUUUUCCUGUACGUAGACAUACUUUGUGGGGAAUCCUUUUUGGUCCAUUUGCACCAAGUAUUCCUCGAUAUUGUACAUUAAUUUUUGCUGGUUUCUGCCUUCCAAUGGAAACAGAAGAAUAUUUCUUCACAAGAGUUUGUAUUCAUAAAAACAAGGAAAAAAAGAGAAAAAUAAAUGCAAAAAUAUUUUCUAA